Ostrea edulis (European flat oyster) is the source of this 1111-nucleotide messenger RNA. RefSeq names its product dachshund homolog 1-like. NCBI's taxonomy places the organism in Eukaryota, Metazoa, Mollusca, Bivalvia, Ostreida, Ostreidae. The record is from RefSeq and is a predicted model, not a curated record. Bases 186 to 794 code for a protein of 202 amino acids. The transcript has 10 exons.
GAGACCGUUGAGAAGCGUGCGUGUCCCGGCCGGGAUAUGGCGUCUUAUGCUGACGAAAAGCACAUCAAUUAUAUUGUACAGUUUGACGGCUCUGGUCAAGCGGAACGAGUCGACUAUGAGCUUAGUUUGGCCUUAAAUUGAACUGCUUGGACAUCAGAUCGGAACAGGACUGCGGAUUUGAGAUCAUGGAGUUUGUGAACUAUGUCUGUUUAUUCUUAUUAGUGGGUGUUGCUGUUGUAUUUGCUCAGACUGGCGCACCCAAUAUAUGGGGCCAAUCCACAGGAAAUCCCUCCUGGGACCCGAACCCCCACUUUGGCAGUUCUGGAGGGGGAGGAGGAGGGGGAGGGGGCCAACAGUCUAAUAACUGGAGCGCUCAGCAGGGAGGCGGAGGCUGGUCUAGUUCUUCUCAGUCAUCCAAUCCCAUGAUGGAAGCUGCUAGUAUGGCUGCCAUGAUGGGCCUGGCCGGAAUGGGAGGAAAUUCGGGCGGCGGAUCUUUGGGUGGCCUUAAUAAUGCAUUUGGUGCUAUGUCUGGAAUGAUGAAUCCCAUGAACCCAAUGUCGUUAAUGCUGAGCAUGCAAGCGAGAACCAUGGGAGAUAACUUUAACCCAAGUCCACCUGAAGUUGUCUACACGCCAAACCAGUGUCCAUCAUUUACCACGUUUAGACAAUGUCAAAUCAACCCCUGUCCUCUACGGUGUAAGAGAUACCCAGCCGCGAGAUGUGUAACAAAUCCUUGUGGGGGAUGUGCUCCGGAAUGGUAUCAAGCGGGAAACAGAAUAAUUGACUGUGAUUAAAGAAGACACCAAAUCAAUGGACGGGAGGACGUUGUGUGACACACCAAACCAUAAUCUUAUUUAUGCCGAGUCAUUCCAAACCGGCGUCAAUUUCUCACCGUCGUGAUAUUCCUUACAGAGAACUUCAUUUUGUUUUAUUGCUAUUGACUUGGAAUUUUAAAAAAAGGGAUUAUCUCCCCUGGAUAAUCAACGAAACCCUAGAGUUUGAAUCUUUUGACUGUCUUAUAAACAUUAUCUGAAUAUGACUUCUGCUUCUCUUAAAUAUCAAUGCAUAUUAAAUAUGCAAAGGUAUGUUCUAUUAUUCUCUUUUGUUAUAU